AUGAAAUUUAUUGUUUUGCAUUACAAUGUUAUUUGCAAAUGCCUCUCUAGCAAUGAGCUUGCCUCAGUUGACAUGCAUAGAAGAUACAAGGUCAUGUUGUGGCAUAUUUUCUGUUCUCUUCACAGGAACCUGGUUAUGUUGGUUUUGCUAACCUCCCUAACCAAGUCCAUAGAAAAUCUGUGAAGAAAGGGUUUGAGUUUACCCUUAUGGUUGUUGGUGAGUGCUGUGCAAGAAACAAUCUCAAAUUAACUCAUUAUCGUUAUACGGCAUAAAACUCUCACCUGUCUAAAGUGACUAUAGCUUUUGACUUGGAUGAUCAAAGAACUUGUAACACACACAUCUGGCUGGAUGAAUAUAAAUGUUUAAGGCAUGUGAUAAAUAAGUUUUGCUACAAGCUGUGAUAGUCCAUCAGGAAACCUGUUGUUUUUGAUACAUGUUGUUUCGAUACAAACUCAAGCAGUGAAACAUUAUUGCACAAUACAUCUGUAUUUUCAAUCACUUAUUAGUCCAUAUAUAUAGUAGGCUAUUGAGGGAACUUUGAUUGAUACAUUUUUUUUUUGCUAGACCUAAUUAAGACCAGGCUAUUCCCUUCUUUCAGCAAACAAGAUCACUACCAUUGAACUUUUUUAGUUUGAAUGUCUUUUGUUACUGAUGCAUGAUAUUUAUCAUCAAACCAUGACAAGAAGCUUGUUUUCCCUUCCAUUUGAAAACUUAAAUCAUCAAACAGAUGAGUUUUGACCCUGCAGUAUACUUAAUACCAUCUAAAUGGUUCUUCACCUCUAAUAAUAUCGAUAAUUUUUUUAAGUAACUGAUUUUUAUAACCGAUUUUUUGCUAUUCCAGGUGAGUCUGGUUUGGGAAAGUCAACCCUUGUAGAUAGUUUGUUUCUUACUGACUUAUAUGAUGAGACAGCAAUUCCUAAAGCAGUUGGUAUGUAUAAAUAACUUCUGAGUGUAAAACCUAAUCAUUGGUGGAACUAGGGAGGGGCCCAAGGUCAGGACCCCUUUGUCUGACAGACCCAAAAUGAGGUCUACAGAGCCAAUGUGCCAACUGAAGAUAACUCUGUUUUGGCUAAAGGGAAGACUAUCUCCCUUUAUUUAAAAUGUCUGACACCUUUAACCCUUCCACCUCAAUUUAUCAUUUUUUCUUUAAAUAGUCUGGUUUUCCUUUGAUGGCAAGCUGAUUAGGAUUGAAAUAUUCAUAAGGGUUGGCAGGGAAAGCUAGGAGGUCUUCAACUGAUACUAAGACUUGUUAAUUGUACCAAAGUGUGUGACCUCCUUUGGGAGAUUAGAUAAAUAAGUUCCCUCUCACCCCAAUGGAAGACGUAUACCUCCUUGUACAAGCACACUGUCUUGUUUUAUCCUUAAUUUGAAAUUAGAGCUGCCUAGUGAUUCUGGUAAUUACGUUCCUCUAGGUCUAAGUACCUCUAGCCUCAAGGGAAAGGUGAAGUCCUGAUUCAGUUCUAACAGGUUAUAUAUUCUGGCUAGAAUGAUGAGGGUGUGGAAAAUGAUUGUUUUAUUAUUUGGUCUUUGCAGAUCGUAUUCACCAGACAGUACAAAUUGAAACCAAUACUGUAGAAAUUGAAGAGAAAGGUAUCAGGUUGAGAUUAACAGUGGUAGACACUCCAGGAUUUGCUGAUGCUGUAGACAAUACAGAUUGGUAGGACUUCUCUUAAUCUGAUACUUACAUACGGUAAACUGCCGCUUAUAAGUCUCCUCAUAUAAUCCCUCUCAGGUAUAGGCCCAUCUACCUGUAAAUAUAAAAAUACUUCCAAUUAUAAGCCCCCCCCCUUGAUAUAAGGUCCCAUCUAGCUUGUAUUGAAAUGAACUGGAUUUAUUGUGACAUCUUGAAGCUUAAUUAAAAACCAGUAAAUAAAAAACAUAUCUUAAUCAGCACUGCUAUAGCUUGUUUCGAAGUGCUUUUCUGGUCCGGUUGUAAGUCCCACUCCUUAUGAGGACGUAUAAGUCCAGGGCUUAUUAGCAUCCAUUUACGUUUUUCUGUCACUAGCAAGGAAAUUUGAAAAUUUAGACAUCACUUAAGGAGAGUGCACUGUAGCAUGUCUUGCUUGAUGAAUUUGUAUUUAAAGGUACUAUAUGUAGCUGUUAGAAAUUGGAAUAGCUUUCCCAAGAUUGAUGAAGGAAUAUUGUUCUGUAUGCUUAUAUUGGAAGCCAUUAAUUGGAGACAAAUAUAAGAAUGUUUUUUUUUCUUGUACUGUAUAGUUGGCAAGCUGUAACUAACUACAUUGACCAACAGUACGAGACUUACCUGCAAGAUGAAUCAGGCCUUAAUCGACGGCACAUAGUAGACAACAGAGUUCACUGCUGUCUUUAUUUUAUAUGUCCACAUGGUCAUGGGUUGGUAUUUGCAUUUGUUGUAGAUUUUUUACGUUGGAUAGCAAAUUUUGCUAGUUAUGUAGAGUGUGUACUUCUGCAUUUGUGGUCUCUUUUCGUGGACAGUCACCAUUACUUCUAAUCAUCAAUUCUUUUUGUGCAAUCACUGUUUCAGUCAUCAUCAACUGAUCUCAUCCACAAGAAUCAGAAUCGUCAUUAUCACUUUGAUAUUACCCAUCGUCAUUAUUGUUACCCGUGACCCCUGUAUCCACCUUCCCAUCACUAUGACAUUCACUGCCAUCGUCAUAAAUCACCCCAUGGUGGUUAUCUUGACCUUCAACAUCAUCACUGUUAUCAUCAUCAUCAUCAUCAUCAUCAUCAUCAUCAUCGUUAUCACUUUCACCAUGCCUUCAGAGAAUCAUAAACUAACCCUUCUCCAGAUUUUUGCAAAACAGAUUAGUAAUAACAAAUUAUUGUCCUGCUGAGCCUCUCUGGCAAACAAAAUACAUUCAAACCCACAACCGUCACCUUGGGGGUGGAGGAAAGUGGCCAUUUUAGUGAGGUGGUUAUAGUAUAGAUGUUCAGAACAUGAGUGAAUGUACCCGUUGUAGAUAAAAUCAUUUUUUGUGAGGUUAAACCAGAAUUUCCAUUGUCUCCUCUGAAAAAUCAGGGCUAUCAAACAAAUCCUGAACCAAACUAGGUUGAAUUAUGUUUUAACUUAAGAGUGGAUUUUACCCACAACAUAAUCCAUAGGGAAAAACAAAAGUGGGCAUUAUGGAGAAGUGGGAGUUAGCAGAGAUUCCAUUUUGAUAAAAGAAAAGGAACAGAAACAAACAGCGAUCUCCUUGAGUCUUUGUUUUUCUAGUACUUCUUGCACCUUACCAUUCAAGCUCUUAAGAAAGUUUUAUCUCAUUGGUACUAAUAUUAUUGCUGGCAUUGUGUUUUUUCCUUUUUCUCAGCCUAAAACCAAUAGACAUCACGUUCAUGAGAAUGUUACACACCAAGGUUAACAUAGUUCCUGUUAUAGCCAAAGCUGAUUGUUUAACAAAAUUCGAAAUGCAAAGACUUAAAAGAAAGGUGAGAGAGUGGUCAACUUUAUUUUUCAUACAUGUAUGUGUAGUGGUGGCCCAGGUACCCCAGGCUUAAAACGAUAAUUUGAGUGUCUCAAAGUAUUUUGUGUAGCGGGGGUCUUUUUGAGAACUAAUCUAUCUUAAAUGGGAUACAAACUGAGAGAGCACCUUAGUCAAGAAACUGGUUAUCAGGUAGGAAAUAUCAUUCAUCUGUUAAAGAUGUCCUUGUCGGUUGCAUACAUGGCUCAUACCUGCUGUAAGUCUCAUGUAUCUGUAGGGUGAUCAGAGAGACUUGAGACAGCUUUUUUCUUCAAUAUUGUUCCCGGAGCUUGGGGUACCUGUGGUGGUAAAAGGCAACAAGUUAAAGACAAUCCUUUUAAAAAUUGCUAAAGAAAUGCAAGUACUUCCCUGAAAUAUCAUUUUUUAUGGCGCCACCUUACAAGACCUUAAAGACAUAAUUUUUAUCCACAGACUCUUAAGCUACAACAAGUUACAAAAAGUGUGAGACACUACGACGAAAAACCGGCCUUUUUUUCUUUACUUCGCUGCUAGUCAGGCAGUUUAAGCCAAAGUAAGGUACAGUGUCUCAAGUAGUUUUGCAACUGGUUGUAGCAAUGUAGCAAGCUACCUUUACAGCCGGGGUUUACGUUAUUAGUGAGCUUAUGCAAAGACGUUUUUGGCGAUGCACGUCAACCGGAAGUGAACUGUAUCCAUUUAUGGGUAGUUCUUCCCUUAUUUUCGGUCAAAUCGCCUUUAUGAGACUAUAGACGCUUAGCAAUACAAAUUUGGAAGUGUUGUGGUAAAUUGAAAGAGAUAGGGGUUCACUUCCAGUUGAUGUGCUUCGCUAAAAAACGCCUUUGCUUUCGCUCCUUUAUGUCGCGUAAAGGGCUACAUGCUAAGUUCAAAAUUUUGACUCUUUUGUUACCAGGUCCUAGACGAAAUUGACGAACAUGGUAUCAAGAUUUACUCAUUUCCAGAUUGCGACAGCGAAGAUGAUGAGGAAUUUGUUGAGAUAAACCAGGAAUUGAAGGUAGAAAUUCCAGUAUUCCCUUUAUCUUAAAAGUUCAGCAAAUCGAAAUUACUAUACCCUAGAGAAGUGAAGAAUUAAAACGUGACUGAAACGACGCUCUAAGUCAAGAAAUGACCCACGAAAAACAUUUCACAUGCUUGCAGCUUUCGUCAUAAAAUGAAUAACUUUGCCCAAUACAAAUUACCUGGGACCGCUUUAUAAUCUCGUUUUAAAACAAAAUUUAUUUAGGCCUGAAUUAAAACCAGACAAACUCUUUCUUUUCAAAUAAGUAAUCAUUUGAAAGUCAGUUUGCAACAUCACACAAGAAGCUUCAACUAACUUUUACCUGGAUUGUCAAAGGCGAACUUGGCUUUCGCCUUUAAAGUCACCGAAUAAUAUGAGAGUUGCAAUAAUUUUUUUGCUCUUAGCGAUUCUUAAAACUUUAUUACUUACUUGUAUAUGUUCAGUUUUCUUUAUAAAGAACGCCGGUGGGCAUACGAUUUCCUGGCAAAAAAAACUGCAGUUUGACAGGCUUUUUACCGCCAAAAACGCGGCGUGCAAAUUGAAUGUGACCUUUGAAAUGGGCCCUUUGCACGAGACGGUCACAUGAUACAAAAAUCACCUUCCUGGAUGGCAAAUGGCGCAGUGGGACCUUGAAAAGAAAGGUUAUGAGCUUUUUGAAUAAGGUUACCGUAAAAUUCCGAAAAUAAGCCCCUCGAUGUAUGAGCCCUUCCAAAUAUAAGCCCCUCAAAAUCGUAACGCAAAAAUCCCUCCGUUAAAUCGCUCCUCCGAAUAUAAGCCCCCCGGGGGGCUUGAACUUGGAAUUUGCCCUCGAAUACAAAGUAAAACAAAGCGAAAAUGGUAAAUUUCCUUCCCACUACAAGCCAGCCCAAUCGAUUUUGAAACGCAAAUUUCUCUCCGUACAUAAGCCCCUCCAAAAAUAAGCCCCUCAAAAAGGGCCUUUGAAAAAUAUAAGCCCGGGGCUUAUUUUCGGAAUUUUACGGUAUCUCUUUGUUUUUCUUGCCCCUCUGCGUCGUUUGCCAUGACCGUAUCAUGCAAAAUGCCCAUUGGUUACAUGGAAAGUGGAAAAGAAAAACGUCACUAUUCAGUUACCAGGUCACAUCUCUUAUAGUCUCUGCUCUAUGUCUGUUCAUAUCUUUUUUCAGGGUAGUAUUCCUUUUGCUGUGAUAGGCAGUAACACAAUAACGGACGUCCGAGGCAAACAAGUACGAGUUAGGCAGUACCCCUGGGGAAUGGCAGAAGGUUUGUUAAUUCAGUCCCACUCAAUCUCCACAUUUGCAAACUUUGUCAAUAUUAUUUAUAAACGCAGACACGUUCUUUAAGUUUAUAACAGGGAGCUUAAUCAAAGGCGUUUUUGAGGGACACACCUUAACGGGAAGUGGACUUUUUGCAGUCUUAGGCUGUGGUUUUGCGCAGCAAAUUGUCGCUGUAAGAGUGAAAACACUUCACAGUAAGUGGCGCCAUUGCAUAUUAAAAGAGAAAAAGCCCCACCUUCCGGUUGUCAUGUGUCGCUCAAAAACGCCUUUGCGUAAGCUUCCUAUUAUGUCCUCAUCAUGACAGUAGCCGGUGCGAGCGUGAUGCGCAUGUCUAUAGAGAGGAGAAGUGUGACGUCACGUUACCAUGGAAGCAAAAUUUUGGGGUGACAACAAAAGGGAGCUUAGGCGCAACGAUGGCGACGGCAACGAGAAUGGCAAAAAAGCAAUAGGUUUAGAUAAAAGCAAAACAACAACUUUGCACGUGCAUCACGCUUUUUUGUACAUUUCUUAGCCGUCAUUGCACGACUGCGACGCCCCCUUCAUGGAGUAGGUAACCACAACACACAAAAAUUUUCUUUUCCUUUUUGUAAACUUAGAUACCGUACUUUCGGAUUCAACCCUGAAAUUUCGCCAACAUUUGACAAAUUAAAUGAAACUGAAUAAUAUCGAUGAAGUUUCAAACAGUGCGACUGCACUUUUAUGUGACGUUUUCGGUUUGUUGUCAUCCAGAAAUUUUGCUAUUAUGGCAACGUGACGUAACGACUUCUCCUCUCUAUUGAAAGGUAUGGCAGUGAGUAUGGCAGCUUUAGACUGGGUCGGUGUUGUGUUGAAUUGCAUUUUGGGACUGUUUUGGGGGGUGAAUGUAAUAGAACUACUCAAAGGAACUACUCGUGGUAUAGCCUGAGAAAAGGGCCGACAUUUCGUGACGCCACCACUGGUUUCGGUUUCCCACGAGAAACGAGCGAAGAAUUUCCGAUGGCGCUUCAUUACCUUUAUCUGGGUAGUGCUUCUAAUACUAUUGGUUUUAAAUUUGCUUUAUCCAAUCAGAAGAACUACCCAGAUCCGGGUAGUGACGCGUCAUCAGUAUGGAAUUUCUGCGCUCGUUUCUCAGACAUCAUUUCGCCGGGAAACCAGUGGUGGUGUCGCGAAUUGUCGGCUGUUUUCUCAGGCUGCUCGUAGUAGACAAUUGAAAAUGCGCUAGUGUCCCCAAAACAGUCCCAUCUCCCAUAGGACAAAUUGACACAACAACAACCCAGUCACACUAGUAACCAGAAAAUGGGCAUUGGUCAGGAACCAUAAAAACGUGCUUCUUACUUGUGUUCAUUUGCAGUUGAAAACCCCGAGCACUGUGACUUUAUCAAGCUUAGAAACAUGUUGAUCAGGUGAGCGAGAGACCUUACAUUACUUUACGCUUGCAACUAAUUUAAAGUUCCCGCACAAACUGCGCUGAUUUUCUUUGCGAUGCUCUAUACUUGAAAGAUAAAUUAAUCAAGUGACGCUGCUAUGUUUGUUGUUUCACUCCAACAUGACGACGGAGUAGCGUUGUUGGGUUCGUGCUCUCGAAUACAAUUUUGUUGGUUGAUCUGCUUGUGAACUCUCGCGAUAUGUUGCAAUUUGCCAAACUCUUGCUAAUGUCUUUAUCGGGUGUCGAUUCUGAGAUUGAACAUGUUUGAUUCCUCCAGACACCGUCGUGCAACGAAGGGUCGAUUGUACGAUGGCCUUAGGGACUUGAGUCGUGUUUUUUCAAUAAAAUGAUUUCACUACAGUUAAUUGGGAUACACCAAACGGGUCCUUAUUUAGGGAUAAGCCCAAACGACACAACGCCCAAUUUCUCUUCAGUUCCUUCCCCUUUCUAUCCUUUCACUGGUAUUCCUGUUCAAGGGAAAAGGAAUGUUAUAUCUCAUUGUGCUUUCUUGUCGUGUCCUUUUGCUAAGAGUAAAUCUCACCGAUUUCGUUUUCAGAACACACAUGCAGGAUUUGAAAGAUGUCACACAAGAAGUGCAUUACGAAAAUUACAGAGCGGAGCGUUUGUCGCGAGAGGGGCAAGGGCCCCCCUCACCUCGUAAAACUAUAGAGGCAAUGUAUGUAAACCGUUUUCCAUAACGUGUCCUUCAUAUUUAAUCGAGGCCCGGUGGCAACUUUAGAUCCGUGAAAAAUAAAUGAUCUUUUCAAAUUUCUUGUUUUAGGAAACGCAAAACGGGAAGUUUUGAGCCGGAACAGGUGGAUGCAGCCAACAUUUCGGAAAAGGAUCGAAUGUUAAAAGAAAAGGAAGCCGAGGUAUUUAGCAACUUGAUAUAUUGUUUCGCCCAAUGUAAGGGAAUCUUAGACUGUCUUGGAUUCUGGAUUCCACUCGGAAUUCAAGUACUGUUUUCCGGAUUCCAAUCCUUAGUGGGAUUCCGGAUUCCUUGAGCUGUAUUCCAGAUUGCCUUUUUGGGUGAAUUUUUUACUGUAGAGGAUGGAAUGUAAAUCCCAAACGUGGUAGUAUUUUUUCCUUCCUCUCCAAAAAUUCCCCCCUGAACUUAUGUUUUCCAAGACCAGACGUUUUUGAUCCCCUGGGGAACAACAGACGCGAAAGUUGCGAAAGUUCAAGUUUUGUAGGUUAUAUAUCGCCGGUGCCUCCCAAGGGGUUUUGAGCGUUCCAAUUUUUGACGCCUUUCAUCCGAUCAGGAAAAAAAAAACAUUUCUUUUCAACAAUAGACCUUUUUACCGAUACGGCGGCCAUAUUGAAUUAUUUCGAUUUAAGGAGUAAUAUAGGAUGCCCAGGGGGCAAGAGCACAUUUCGUUUGUAUUUUCAAGCGCUUUUCGGGACAUUUUUUCUUAAAGUAUUCUUAGAAUAAGAUUGUAAUGGUAAAAAAGAUCCUUGUGCCGUGUUUGGAUGUAAAAAUGAUCGCCUUUUUCUAGUCUAGUAUUAGAAAUGUGGUCUUUCGGGAAAAGGCGAUCAUUAUUACAUCAAAACACGGCACAAGGAUCCUUUUUCCCAUUACAAUCUUAUUCUAAGAAAACUUUAAGAAAAAAUGUCCGGAAAUGCGCUCGAAAAUACAAACGAAAUGUGUUCAUACCGCCUGGACAUCCUAUAAUACUCCUUAAAUCGAAUUGACUUAAUAUGGCCGCCGUAUCGAUAAAAAGGUCUAUUAGCAGCUGAACUAAAAACAGGAUUUGGCGCCAUAUCUGGCGGGCCCGUGGUUUGUUACAGCGAAUGGAAUUUUUUCCUUCGAGAAAUGUGAGUUCUUAGAAAAUGUUGGACUAAAUUACUUGGCAUUAACGAUAAAGUAGCUUCCUUGAGUUAAACUUGCAUUUUUUUUUCUUUCAGUUGCGACGAAUGCAAGAAAUGGUACUUCAAAUGCAGAAAGAGAUGGCGAAACAAAAAGCAGUAGGCCAAGAUGAAAAAAUGUAA
Messenger RNA from Porites evermanni, 9078 nucleotides. Lineage: Eukaryota; Metazoa; Cnidaria; Anthozoa; Scleractinia; Poritidae. The record is from the annotation of a GenBank genome assembly.